CUACACCUCCAGUCUGCUUCUGUUGUCUCGGCGGAUUGUUGGGCUGUGGGAGAGAAAGGAUAUCGCGAGUAUUGGAGUUUUGGUGAGAGUUUGUGGAAGAUGGCGCCUGUUGUGACAGGGAAGUUCGGGGAGCGCCCUCAGCCACAGCGCCUAACAAGAGAAGCGAUGAGGAAUUACCUGAAGGAGCGAGGUGACCAAACUGUCAUGAUCCUGCACGCAAAAGUUGCACAGAAAUCCUACGGCAAUGAGAAAAGGUUCUUCUGCCCUCCUCCCUGCGUUUACCUGAUGGGCAGCGGCUGGAAGAAAAAGAAGGAGCAGAUGGAGCGAGACGGCUGCUCCGAGCAGGAGUCGCAGCCUUGUGCCUUCAUCGGCAUCGGCAACAGCGACCAAGAAAUGCAACAGCUUAACUUAGAGGGAAAGAAUUAUUGCACAGCCAAAACCUUGUACAUAUCCGACUCCGACAAGAGAAAGCACUUCAUGUUGUCUGUCAAGAUGUUCUACGGCAACAGUGCUGACAUCGGUGUCUUCCUCAGCAAGAGGAUCAAAGUCAUCUCCAAGCCCUCCAAAAAGAAGCAGUCCCUCAAAAACGCAGACUUGUGCAUCGCAUCAGGGACCAAGGUGGCGCUGUUCAACCGGCUGCGGUCCCAAACAGUCAGCACGCGCUACCUGCACGUCGAGGGCGGCAACUUUCACGCCAGCUCCCAGCAGUGGGGCGCCUUUUACAUCCACCUGUUGGAUGACGAGGAGUCAGAAGGAGAAGAGUUCACUGUGAGAGACGGUUACAUCCACUACGGCCAGACGGUGAAGCUGGUUUGCUCCGUCACCGGCAUGGCCCUGCCCAGACUGAUCAUCCGCAAAGUGGACAAGCAGACGGCGCUGCUGGACGCCGACGACCCCGUCUCCCAGCUCCACAAGUGUGCCUUCUACCUGAAGGACACAGAACGCAUGUACCUGUGCCUUUCCCAAGAAAGGAUCAUCCAGUUUCAAGCCACUCCAUGCCCAAAGGAACCAAACAAGGAGAUGAUCAACGACGGCGCCUCCUGGACAAUCAUCAGCACAGACAAGGCUGAAUACACUUUCUACGAGGGCAUGGGCCCCGUCCACUCGCCUGUCACCCCCGUGCCUGUGGUAGAGAGCUUACAGCUAAACGGCGGUGGCGACGUCGCCAUGCUGGAGCUGACGGGACAGAACUUCACUCCAAAUCUGCGGGUCUGGUUCGGAGACGUCGAGGCUGAGACCAUGUACAGGUGUGCGGAGAGCAUGCUGUGCGUGGUGCCCGACAUCUCCGCCUUCCGCGAGGGCUGGCGCUGGGUGCGGCAGCCCGUCCAGGUGCCCGUCACGCUUGUGAGGAACGACGGCAUCAUCUACUCCACCACACUGACCUUCACCUACACGCCGGAGCCCGGGCCGCGGCCACACUGCAGCGCCGCCGGGGCCAUCCUGCGGGCCGGAAACUCCAGCCUGCUCAGCAACAGCAGCCAGGAGGCCGGCCCCGGCGUCUACGGCCCCAACAGCACCUCCAACGCGGGCGUCACAUCCUCAUCCUCCACCGCCGCAGCUGUGGUCUCCUAACGCACACAGGGGGCCACUCAAUACGAUAUGCCUUGAGAGCAAAUGUACCACAAGGUAUAUGAAGACUAUGGGAAAUAAUAAACAAAAACUGACUCACUCUGAAGUGCUGCGUAUUAAUUUUGGAUACAAAGAAGCUGAAGUGGAAGAAAUUUGGCGGGAGAACGGAGCGAACACGUGGGGGAAUCCGAAGGAGGAGGUGACAUCACCACGUUGUCGGCCAACGGGAAUAAGCGAAAGUGCUCCUUGAUGCGCCCCCUCUCCUGUGGUUACUUUAGGGACCUGCCUAUCCAGUUCUGGUGUUUUGGAAUGAGUGAAGUUCCUGCAGGCUCAGAGCACCAGCACCUUUCUACGGCUGCGAGGACGGACGCCACAACAACAAUACAUCCACCAAGUACAAAAAAAUGAAAAAAAAAAUCCUCUUGAAAGUAUAUUUUUUGUGCCUCCUCCCCCCAACCUCCCUCCCACCACUUGUUUUAUAAUUAUUCCUUUUUUGUUUUGUGUUACUUCUUCAGUCGUGGUUUCCUAAAGGGGGCUGGAUGUGUUGUUGUUGGAGGGAGCGCGAGGAUGCAGAGGGACUCACAUAAAACGUGACGAUAACAUAGUUUUUAUGGACCAAGGAUCUUGUAUAAGCUUUAGUAAAGGUACAUUUUUCUCCAUACCUUUUUUGUAUUAAACAUAUAGUACACUUUUGUUACCAAAUAGUUUCUAUUCUUCCUCUGAGCUUGGGCUUUGUUUUCCCCCUUUUGAGGUCCAAAAUCCCACCCUGUAUGUGAUUGCGACCUUACUACAAACGCCUGCUUUUUCAGUCUUUGGAUUGAAUCUUUUUUUUUGUUUUGAUACUCUUUGCUUCUUCUGUUGGGGGGGAAAAAAACAAAUCUGAAGUCUGGGUUGUUUAUUUACACAAGCGAAGGUUGUUUUUUUUUUUUUUUUUUAAUUGGGGAAAAACCUCAGAGGGCCUAUGUUUUAUCAUUGGUUUUUAUGAAGUCUUUAAAAAGAAAAGCUUUAAGCAACGCCUCUGCCUUGCCUGCAAUACUCUAUGUGCGCUAUGUCUCCUUUGGAAAGUAUACACAUCAGUACAUCUCACAUGGAGCCAUAGCAACAUUUGCAGAAUCCAUCAAAAACUAGACUUCCAUGGUUACGAAAUCAAGUCAGUUUGUCAUUUUCAAACUAAUGUAACAAGCGUAGUCACUUAAAAAGGAUAGCCUUAGUACUGUAUAUUCUUACUGUGUACACAAGCAAACCGGUCACAUAUCUAAUAUCCUGUAUCUGUCGCUCUAUUGGUCACUGUCAGCGUAUCGGAUAAUGUAGUGAAACGUGUCUCUCAACACCCAGCGAGGUGUCUUCCAGUGUGUGCUGUAGUUCUGGUGGCAUUUAACUCCCAGCGGGGUUUUUUGUUUUGUUUUUUCCAAAAAAACAAAAAACAAAAAACAAAAAAAAAAAAAGAUGGACACUUUUCAAUUUGAUGUGGCCUUACUGAUACCUUCAAUUCCCAAAAAACAAAAAAAAAAAAACAAACAAACAAAAAAAAAAAACUUCACCUUUUUUUCUUA
Messenger RNA from Chelmon rostratus (copperband butterflyfish), 3122 nucleotides. RefSeq names its product recombination signal binding protein for immunoglobulin kappa J region b (gene rbpjb). Gene Ontology annotation, biological process: regulation of transcription by RNA polymerase II; Notch signaling pathway. Gene Ontology annotation, molecular function: DNA-binding transcription activator activity, RNA polymerase II-specific; RNA polymerase II cis-regulatory region sequence-specific DNA binding. Gene Ontology annotation, cellular component: MAML1-RBP-Jkappa- ICN1 complex; nucleus. NCBI's taxonomy places the organism in Eukaryota, Metazoa, Chordata, Actinopteri, Chaetodontiformes, Chaetodontidae. The record is from RefSeq and is a predicted model, not a curated record. The transcript is spliced from 11 exons. Bases 100 to 1572 code for a protein of 490 amino acids.